Molecule: messenger RNA, 3856 nt
Organism: Passer domesticus (house sparrow)
Lineage: Eukaryota; Metazoa; Chordata; Aves; Passeriformes; Passeridae
Gene: SCYL3
Product: SCY1 like pseudokinase 3
Exons: 14
Coding region: 942-3197 (751 amino acids)
Biological process (GO): protein phosphorylation
Molecular function (GO): protein kinase activity; ATP binding
Source: RefSeq, a predicted model, not a curated record
AGUGGAAGGUGUCUGUGCCCAGGGCAGGGGAGUGCAACGAGAUGAGCUUCUGAAGUCCUCUCCAACCCAGAGCAUUCUGUGGUUCUGUUCCUGAGCUGUGUGUGUCUCUGAAGCCAAAUAUGCCCACGUGUGUUUGGAGGAACCUGAGGCAUUAGGUGAGCCCUGAUACUUUCAGGUGUCCUGAGUGAGAAAUCAUUGAGGUAGAACAAUUAAAUGAGGCACAGCUGGGAAGAGCAGAAUGCAGAGAAAUGCACUGGCUGUGCCCAGGAGCAGCAGCUGGUGCCUGGCACACAGGUGAGGGGGAUAACCUGGGACAGCCAGGGCAGAGCUCCCAGGCUCUGUCUGGAGAGGAGAGUGUUCUGUCUGGGGGCAGCAUGGAUGCUUUUGUGCCAGGGAGCUCACUAAAGAAAAAUCCAGUUUAGAGGCAUGUGUUACUGCUGCACUGUGUUUCCUUUUCACCUGUCAGCCCCUCUGGGUAGUGCUGGGAAGCUGCAGUUUAGAUUUCCAUAAAUUUCCCUUUAUGUCUUAAAGGUCCCAUUUAAGGAAUCAGUGCUGAAAAGGUGCAGAUUCAUGCCUGACACCAGAGGGGAGAGAAUGAGGAAGCUGCAAGCUCUGUAGUUAAUUCAAUUCAGAUUUUAGGUGGAUCAGGACACAGAAUUAAUUAAAAGCCCCUCUUCCCCCCCAUUUCAGGCUGCAAGGUUUGUUGUAACCUCGCUUGGCACCCUCUGGAGGGUUAAAGGAGCCAGGGAUCUGUAACAGAGCAGCUCUCUUUGCAAAGGCCCUGAGCACUUCUGACCUCAGGGCUCCUGGGAGACCUAACUGGAGACACAGAAAAUGCUCUGAACGUGACCUGGACAACACCUGCUGGAACUAAACCUGCCCAAAGCAACUCCCCCUUCAGCCAGGGCCUGUUUGUGGUGAGCAGGGCAGCCGUGCAAGGCAUGGGCUCGGAGAGCAGCGCUUUGAAGAGCUACAGCCUGGAGGAGCCGCCGGUGACGCUGCGCAGCGGGAGCACCAUCCACCCGGCCGUGCUGCAGGAUGGCACCCGCGCCUCCGUCUUCGUGUACCGCAGGGACAGCCAGGACAAGGUCAACAAAGCUGCCAAGCACCUGAAAACCUUGCGGCACCCUUGCCUCCUGCGCUUCCUCUCCUGCACCGUGGAAGCCAACGGGAUCCACCUGGUCACGGAGCGGGUGAAGCCCUUGGAGAUGGUCCUGGAGAUGCUCUCUGCUGCAGAAAUCUGUGCAGGCAUCUACGAUGUGUUGCUGGCACUCAUCUUCCUCCAUGACAGGGGAAACCUAACUCAUAACAACGUCUGUUUGUCAUCCGUGUUUGUGAGUGAGGAUGGGCACUGGAAGCUGGGAGGAAUGGAAACAGUCUGUAAAUUCAGUGAAGCCACCCCAGAGUUCCUGCGUCAUGUGCAGUCGGUGCGAGACCAGUCGUGCAUCCCCUGCGAGGAGAUGUCUGCAGACUUCAAAAUCCUGCCCAGCAGCUACGGGCAUGCGAGGGACGCCUACGCCUUUGGGACAACAGUUGAGAAUCUCCUGACAGUUCUCAAUGAUCAGGUUUCAGCAGAUAUUCUCUCCAGCUUUCAGCAAACCUUGCACUGUACACUGCUGAAUCCAGACCCCAAGUGCCGCCCACCACUGUCCAGCCUGUUGUCACAUGAGUUCUUCAGGAAUGAUUUUCUGGAAGUUGUGAAUUUUCUGAAGACCUUAACACUAAAGUCUGAAGAGGAGAAAACUGAAUUUUUCAAAUUCCUGCUGGACAGGGUGGCUGGCUUGUCAGAGGAGCUGAUAGCAUCACGGCUGGUGCCUCUCCUGCUCAAUCAGCUCGUGUUUGCAGAACCUGUGGCUGUCAAGAGUUUUCUUCCUCAUCUGCUGGGCCCAAAGAAAGAGCAAAGUGGGGAGAGCCAGACCAGCUGCCUGCUGUCACCAGCCCUGUUCCAGGCCCACGUGAUCCCUGUGCUGCUGAAGCUCUUUGAGGUGCACGAGGAGCACGUGAGGAUGGUGCUGCUGUCUCACAUCCACGCCUACGCCGAGCUGUUCUCUCGGGAGGAGCUGAAGAACAUCAUACUGCCACAGGUGUUGCUGGGCCUGCGGGACACCAGUGACUCCAUCGUGGCCAUAACCCUGCACAGCCUGGCUGUCCUCGUCUCCCUGCUUGGGCCUGAAGUGGUUGUAGGUGGAGAAAGAACAAAGAUCUUCAAAAGCUCUGCUCCAAGUUUCAUGAAAACUGCUGAUCUCUCCCCAGAAGGUUCCCCCAGUCAUGGCAUGAUCAAUCAGAGAAACCAAACCUCUCAGCCCCUGAAGAGCAGUCCCAGCUCGUUCUCCAGCUCUGCAAAUGCACCUGGAAAAAACCUUCCUGUGCCACAGGACAAUCCCCUGGCUUCACAGACAGGUGAGCAGGGCCCUCAGCCCCCCCUGAAUGGAAUUCCUGGAAGCACUGAUGCACUGGGGAGCAGCAGGAGCUCUUUGACUACCUCGGAAAAGCCAGCAGAGGAGUGGCCAGACUGGAGUGAGCCAGAGGAGGCAGACACUGAGAAAACUGUGAACAUUGAAAUCCAGCCCCGGGAGCUGCGGGGCAGCACGGGACCUUAUUUUGCUGAUCAUGAUUUGGAUGAGAAGCCUUGGGAUGACUUUGAAGCCAGGAGCCCCAGUCAUAAACUGUCCUCAGGAAACUGCCCCACUGUGACACAGGCUGAUGCAGCUGAAAGUGAAAGGCCUCUGCCAGGUACCCAUCAACUGAGCAAAGAAUUCAACAGCCUCACACUGAGUGCCCCCACAAAGCCUUGCCACGGGAACAGCUGGAGCAAUGCCAAGUGGGACCAGGAGGAACAACUGGGAGAAACUGUGUUGCCAAAAACCUUUCAGGAAAGGCUGAAGUCUUCAUCAGAGUCUGGCCUGGGAGAAGAAUUCACGAUCAAAGUGAAGAGGAAACCAGUGCAAGACCCAGAGCUGGACUGGUUUGCUGACAUGAUCCCAGACAUUAAACCUUCUUCCUCCCUCUUGAUUUUACCUGAGGCAAGGACAGAAGCAGUUAUUCCCACUGACUCAGGUGGGGUGUCCAGCAGAGAAGGGGCCUCCCAGCCUGUGCUGUUCUCAUCCAAAUUUGCAGCAGCUGAUGUGAUUGAGGCUGAAGCUACAGGCUGGGGUGAAGAAGAGGAGUUGAACUGGGAAGAUGAUACAAACUGGUAACAGUUCUGAAGGAGACCAAGGCAAUUUCUGGUGUGUUGGAUCCUGUGACAGGAGCUGCUGCUUCCCCAGUGCAAUGGCUAAAGUACCUCAGUGCUGCUUUUGCCACAAGGCAGGCACUUGCUGCACAGCCACAAGAGCCUGUGGGGCCUGAGCUCUUGCAGGGAUGCUCCUUCCCAGUCUGUGCCAAAAGCUGCAGGGGUGAGCCUGCACUCCAGCACUGUGCCCAGCUGUGGUGCUGCCACUGCUCCCAGAGAGGACAGCGUGAUGGUGGUGAUGGUGCUGAUGUGCUACUGGAGGCCAAGAGUGGUGGAGGAGAUUGAGCCAGAACUCACCCCUUCCCUGGAAACUGCUGACAAUAAAUGAAAGUCACACUGAGCUUCUUGGUUAAUGUGCCUUUUUCCUUUGGUUUUCCUGUUUGGUUUUUUCCUUUCCCAGAAAAAUAAAGCCCUUAGAAAUGGCUCCUUUUAACUUUUCAGCAAAGAGAUGAUUUUAAGAUGAAUGUACAGUUUAUUCAACUUAUUUAUUUCUGUUUGUAUAGUUCUGUCAAUGGAUGGCACAAGAGGUGCUAGGAACCAUACAGUGAACGACCACAAACUGCUUAAGCACCAUGUUCUUUCUGCUCUUAACUGUGACCAAUAAAGAUUAUUUUUAAAGAAUCA